Messenger RNA from Fraxinus pennsylvanica, 1269 nucleotides. The record is from the annotation of a GenBank genome assembly. NCBI's taxonomy places the organism in Eukaryota, Viridiplantae, Streptophyta, Magnoliopsida, Lamiales, Oleaceae.
AUGCCAGGGAGUUUGGAGCCAUUGGAUGUGGGCGUGCAGAUCCCGUACCAUUUUAGGUGCCCAAUCUCGCUUGAGCUGAUGUGUGAUCCGGUGACUGUUUGUACGGGCCAGACGUAUGAUCGGACUAGUAUUGAGUCGUGGGUGGCUACCGGAAAUACGACGUGCCCGGCGACCCGCUCGCCGUUGACGGAUUUUACUCUCACUCCGAAUCAUACUCUCCGGCGGCUUAUUCAGGCCUGGUGCGUUGCGAACCGUUCGUUUGGUGUUGAGAGAAUUCCUACGCCGAAACAGCCUGCGGAUCCGACAAUUGUGAGGAAUUUGUUGAAUCAGGCGUCGUCUGGUUCAGCGCCGCUCGGUUGGAGAUUGUCGACUUUGAGGAGACUCAGAGGACUCGCGCGUGACUCGGAUAAGAAUCGGUCUGUUAUUGCAGCGAAUAAUGCACGUGAGAUUCUUCUCGCUAUUGCAUUUUCCGAUUUGGUUUCGGAUUCGAAUUCUUCCGAGUUGAGUCAUGAGUCACUUGCAAUUUUGUCCCUGUUUUCGCUCUCGGAGUCGGAGUGUAUGUUUGUGGCAGCCGAUUCUGACCGAGUUGGAUACCUUGUGAAUCUACUUUUUCAUUCUUCGAUUGACGUCCGAGUCAACUCGGCCGCUUUGAUUGAAACUGUAGUCGCCGGGAUAAGGUCCCCGGAUCUCCGAGCACAAAUCAGUAACGCUCACAAAAUAUUCGAAGGUAUCGUCGAAAUUUUGAGCUUUCCAUUAGCAUAUCCAAGGGCAUUGAAAAUUGGAAUCAAGGCGUUGUUCGCCUUGUGCUUGGCGAAGCAGCACCGGCACAAAGCGGUGACGGCGGGAGCUGUGAAGGUGCUGAUUGACCGCUUGCCGGAAUUCGAAAAAUGCGAUUCCGAGAGAGCACUUGCUUCAGUUGAAUUGCUCUGUCGAAUUCCUUCUGGUUGCUCGGCGUUCGCGGCCGACUCGCUGACAGUAGUACCUAUUUUGGUGAAAAUCAUUCUAAAAAUCUCAGACCGUGCAACUGAGUAUGCCGCCGGAGCAUUGCUCUCACUCUGCUCCUCCUCCGAGCUGACUCAGCGUGAAGCCUUGGCCGCCGGCUUGUUGACUAAACUGCUGUUGCUUGUUCAGAGUGAUUGUACAGAUAGAGCAAAGCGUAAAGCGCAAAUGCUCCUCAAAUUGCUCCGGGGCUCCUGGCCAGAGGACACAACUGCAAAUUCGGAUGAUUUUGCAUGCAGCGACGUCGUUCCUUUUCGAUUUUGUCCUUGA